AUGAAUAAUUCAUCUGAUGAUAGUGAUCAAAGCGGACCAUCAACUCCAAAAAAAGCAAAAAAGAUACAUUAUAAACAAAAAUUCAGAGACGAGUGGUUAAAAGACAAUAGUUUCAAAACUUGGCUGAAACGUGACCCAAAAGACCCAUAUCGUGCAGUUUGUGUUAUGUGUGAUGCAAAAUUGAUAGCUGACAGAGUAGUGAUAAAAAUACAUGGUGAAGGUGCUAAGCAUGUAAAAAGAACUACAGCAGCGCCAGCUCAAUCUUCGAUUGCUACUGCAUUUGAAAAGGUUAAGCAGUCCGAUGAUGAUAAAUGCAAAGCAUCUGAGAUAAAGUUGGCCGCUUUUAUGGCAGAGCAUAAAAUAUCCAUGAGGGUGAUGGACCACUUAGUUGAUUUAUUGCCUACUAUGUUUCCUGACUCUCAGAUUGCAAAAAAUAUGAAAAUGAAGAGAACAAAAUGUCAAGCAAUAAUAAACAAUAUUCUAGGAGAAUCGGAAAAACAAGAUUUGUGUGCAGAUCUAAAGGAGCAAAAAUUCUCUCUCAUGAUUGAUGAAAGCACUGAUAUCGGAGCAGUAAAAACUAUGUGUGUUGUGGUCAGAUAUUACUGUGCACUAAAAAGGUCAAAUUGUUAG
Molecule: messenger RNA, 630 nt
Organism: Parnassius apollo (apollo)
Lineage: Eukaryota; Metazoa; Arthropoda; Insecta; Lepidoptera; Papilionidae
Source: the annotation of a GenBank genome assembly